This is a messenger RNA of Suillus fuscotomentosus, 624 nucleotides long. RefSeq lists its product as uncharacterized. The record is from RefSeq and is a predicted model, not a curated record. The annotation marks the transcript as partial. The transcript has a single exon. NCBI's taxonomy places the organism in Eukaryota, Fungi, Basidiomycota, Agaricomycetes, Boletales, Suillaceae.
UGCCAUCUGCAUCAUCUCACUACAAUUCACUGUGGAAACCUCGAUGCCGAGGUUCUGAACCAUCUAUCACGUCUGCCAUCUUUACUAGAGCUUAAACUUGCUCUCCAACCAAAUGUCCAAUUCCAGAACGAGCUUUUAUUUGAGCAGCUUCGAGUACUUGACGUGCAUGCACAAGAUAUCCCAUCCGCUGUUGACCUCGUGAGCAGAAUGCGGAACAAGCUUACGAACCUCUCGAUCUUCAGCGAUGACCGUACAGGAGCAUCUGUCUUGGCACAAUUAUUUUGUUGCCUCUCCACUUCCGUCAGUCACUACUCGCUUCACCGCCUCCAAAUUAUGGUUGCAGAACGUCCUUCACAUGACUUAUUCUCUGUUUUAAAGCUGGAAGACCUCCACCCGCUUCUGUCACUCAACCGAUCGACGCACGUACAUCUUGAUAUAGGGUGUGAGAUCUCUUUGGACGAUGUUGCCGCCUCAGAAAUGGCACAGGCAUGGCCAAAUAUCGUGCUGAACAAAUUUCUGGAAACUCCUCUCCCUUCGUCGAUGUCCCCAAUCGGGCUCUUAUGCUUCCUCAAGCACUGUCCUAACCUAUUGGAACUAACACUUGAAAUCGACUUCUCCUUUAUU